AUGCUUACAGAAAGAAUUCCCGAAUUCAGUGUUGCAUCCCUCCUUCAGUUUAGUGAUAAUAUACUUUCAGUGGGACAAUCAGUUGCUUUUGAUACAUUAAGGGGGAAUGCAUGGUGUUACGAAACAGGGAAUGUAACGUUUCUUUCAGACUAUGUGGUCCGUGUCCUUGUUUCACAAGAUGUGUCUGUGAUACACAAAAAACAAGAAGUGGAGUUGCUGAAAAAACGUCUACAUGAACUCUGUGAAACACUUCAACGCGGAAGGGCUGCAGUUGAGGAAGAGCGUAUUGCUUUACUACAAAAAAAAAUUGACGACGCGCGACAGUUGGUGAAGGGAAUUGAAGCACAUUGCCUGAAAGAAAUUCAAUCAUACACAGUUCCACCACCCAUCAUUAAACAGAUAUUAGAUGAUAUCAUAAGAAUUAUUGGAAUUAACAACAAACAUCAUACAUGGCGCAAUACACAAGCAGCCAUAAAACAGCCUGGGUUUAUUGCCCUUGUUUCGGAAUUUGAUUCUUCUAAGUUAACAUCGAAGCGACGAAAAGAAAUUCUUCAGUAUUGUGUAAGUGGAAAUAUUUCGAAAGCAAAUGUUUACAGGGCUUCACAAGCAGCUGGAAUUCUGCACGAAUGGGUACUAGCACAGCUUUCAUAUUUAGAGGCGGAAGGGUCUACCUUGCAUGGGAUUAGCUCACACAGUCAUAAUAAGCUCGAAUCUAUUAUCCACGAGAUUCAAGAAGUGGAGAGCCGCAUAAGGACCCUAAAGCAAUCUAUUAAAAGGAGUUCGUCUGUUGUGUCACCAGAAGAAAGAACAAUACUUCGAUCUUCCAUAAUAACAACACUUCCAGCAAAUCAACCCAUAGCGAAUAUUGCUGCGUUACACCGACCAGAACUGCUCGCGUACCUUGCAUCACACUCAGAUGAAUACAAAAAUCAAUUGCACAUGAUAAAUUUAGGUUCAACACCCACUCCAGAAAACGAAGUUCAAGAAAAAUGUAGCAGUCUUAAACAGGAGUAUGAAAAGCCCAAGUCCGAAAAAGAUAAUGAAAGAGAAAAGUCAAAUAAUUAUAUUGGUGAACUGGAGACAGAGAUGCAAGAAAUUCAGUCAGACAAAGCAAAUGUCCCAGAGAAAUUUGAUGAUUCUAAAAGAGAGAAAGAACCCAUCAAAGAUAGCCUCCAAUGUACUCAAUUAGGUUUAGGUGAACAACAAGCACAAAGUAAUAAAAGUAUACAAGAAAUUUAUCAAAUACUAUCUGAUACCAAUAAGGAAAAGGAAAGAAUUGCUCUCCCUCGGAACAUUACAGAAAUAAAAGAUCAAAACGAGUCUAAUCUACAGCGUGAAGUAGAAGAACUUAGGUUUAAAGUGAACGAUCAAGAAGCCAAUCUUCUGAGACUACAAUGUGACAGAGAUAAAUUAAAUUUGCAGCUUAAAGAAAAAGAAGAAGAAAAUCUUAUAUUACAAGCUGCUCUUGAUAAAGCCACAGAGGGGGAAAACGAUAAGCAACGAGAGCUUAAUUAUGUGUUGCACAAAAUGCACGAUCUUGAAAAGAAACUGGGUACUGAAAAAACUACAAAUACGAUAGAAGAUAGUCCGAAAUCCCAAGACCAACAACUCCUAGAAUCUGGUGAAAAAUACUCAGAAAAAACCCCAUUACACAGUUUGAAUUUGGAUUGUGGACACCAUACGUUGUACCAGGCGGAGAAAAGUACAGCCUCAGAAAAAACAAUAAAGGAAUUUACCCCACAAGAAAAAGAACAAGAAAAACUUUUUCUACAAAAACAAACAGAGAAUCCUGUUCAGCAGAAAUUGCUAGAACAACAAUUAUACCAAAUUCAGCAAGAACAAAAACAACUUGAGGAAGAACAUCGAAACUCUGCAACAUUAACUAGGGAAAAGGUUAAACAACCACGUGACGAUCGACCUUCUUUCAGCAAAGAAAAAACUGGUAGACAGAGAAGAUUUUCUCAAAAAAGUACUACAAAACCAAAACAAAAUACAAGCCCGUCAAAAAUGGAGGAAACGGAAAUAGUUAAAGACACUUUGCCAAACGACGAUAAAAAGAACGACCAAAUCGACAUUCCUUGUCGACACUGCAGUGAACGACAAAAAUUACUUGAUCAAUUAAGUCUUACGAAUAAUAACCUAAAGAAGGAGCUUGAUACACUGCAUAUUACCAAUAACAAUCUGCAGGAGGAGCUUUGUGCGCUACGCAUUACCAAUGAUAAUCUACGGGAGGAGCUUGAGUUACUCAAAGUUACUAAGGAUCAGCUACAGAAAAAGCUUGACCAAUCGCACGAUGCCAAUUAUAAUCUGCAGAAGGAAAAAUAUGCAGAGCUGAAAGACCGUAAAAAUUACACGAAAGAGGUUGAUGAACUGCGCCAGGAGAAUAAGAAGCUGCACGCACAGCUGGAGGAACUUGCACACUCGGGUAAGGAGCUGAGUGAUAUGGGUCUCCUGAACGAGGAGCUGCGAGCGGAGCAGGACAGAAUGCUUCCAGAGGAGCUGCUGGUGUUGUUGUCGUCACGUGAAGAGAGUGAGACUCAUAACGAGUCUCAUGCUGAGGAGCUGAGUGACGUGCCGCGCACACGCUUUGUUGCCGUGGAGGAAAUGGGAGAAGUGGCGCCGCGCGAUAUGCAGUUGUCGCCUACAAGGGAGGUAACUCAGCAGAAGGAGCAGGAGACGCCCGUGUAUGCGGAGGAAAAGGAGCUGUGUGAGCUCGACCGACCGACCUUUGUGCCGGCUGAUGAGCUGGAGCAGCUGCGGCGCGCCCACAAGGAGCUGAAUACAGAGCUAGGUAGGGUAAAGCAGUCAAAGAAAGAGAUCGAGACGAUAGCAGAAACGAAGAAAGAACUUGCACAAUGUGCUCACGGAAUAAAGCGAGGAAAAGAAAGAAUAACUCGUAUCAAGAAGACGUUUAAUGACGCGAUUGCAAAGUUCCGUGGACAUCGACGUUCUACAAUAAAUCCGAUCCGAAAGACGGUGUCUUUUCGUAAAGAGUUGAAUGAAGUACCGCGCACACGCUUUGUUGCCGUGGAGGAAAUGGGAGAAGUGGCGCCGCGCGAUAUGCAGUUGUCGCCUACAAGGGAGGUAACUCAGCAGAAGGAGCAGGAGACGCCCGUGUAUGCGGAGGAAAAGGAGCUGUGUGAGCUUGACCGA
Molecule: messenger RNA, 3153 nt
Organism: Trypanosoma theileri
Lineage: Eukaryota; Euglenozoa; Kinetoplastea; Trypanosomatida; Trypanosomatidae
Product: antigenic protein
Exons: 1
Biological process (GO): microtubule-based movement
Cellular component (GO): dynein complex
Molecular function (GO): dynein intermediate chain binding; dynein light intermediate chain binding; minus-end-directed microtubule motor activity
Source: RefSeq, a predicted model, not a curated record